Molecule: messenger RNA, 2860 nt
Organism: Pseudophryne corroboree (corroboree frog)
Lineage: Eukaryota; Metazoa; Chordata; Amphibia; Anura; Myobatrachidae
Gene: TMC6
Product: transmembrane channel like 6
Exons: 21
Coding region: 358-2679 (773 amino acids)
Cellular component (GO): plasma membrane
Molecular function (GO): mechanosensitive monoatomic ion channel activity
Source: RefSeq, a predicted model, not a curated record
ACUGUGCACACAGCGAUCACCACUGUCGCACUCGCACUGCUUCCACAGUUAGCUGGGACUGUGUGUCACCUGAGCCUGACUCUACCUGCAGGACACACCCAGCUCUCGCUGCGACUUUGCUCAGACAGGUUGAGGGGGCGGGGCUUCCGUAUCCGCACAAAGCCGCCCCGGGGAUCUCCUUCGGCUUCUCCACCCACACCGGAGUUCUGGUAGUAGAGCCAGGAAUUAUUGCCCGGAGGGGCUGGGUGUGUGAUGCAGUGACGCUGGGAGAAGUGCUGCUGCUGUGUCCGGCUAUAGAGGAUGUUUUUGUAAUGUGUAGUUGUGAUCAAUGUGCAUCAGCAGGAUCUGGAAUCCAGGAUGUCCUUCACUUUCCUUGUGGACAUUCCAGAGUUGCAGGAGGAGCACAGCCCUUACGAUGAGCGUGAAGUGCACGAUUCCUUCAGCAGCGUUAUUCAAGAUGCAGAGCAUGAAACAUUACUGGGACAUCAGCAGCCUAAUGGCAAUACAGGGGACCAGUAUCCGGCACAAGAUGACCACUACACGGCCACCAUGAGAAUCCUCUCCAAUAUGCCCAGUCGUACUAUUGGACGUUGUAAAGGGACCAUGUUAUCCCAGUAUUAUAACCGCACAGUGAGGAAACGGCAAUCAAAGAAGCGUCCAUCUUUGUACAAUAUACAGCGUAGUGCCAGACCCAGCAUACGACUCAGAGAAGAAACUACGGAAGCAGAAAAGGAACAUCAAAGGCUGCUUGUGUCAGAGCUGCAGAAGACAUCGGGAACCCAACGGAUUAACCUGCUUAAGAGCUUUCCUCUAAGUCUGCGUGUGAAAAGGGAAUUGAGGAACAUGACACUAGAUGACGGUGGAUCAUGGAAGCGAAGGACUAAAAACUCUUGCUGCAGCAACAUAAGCGAUAACAUCAGUAUGGCUACACACAAAUGCUGGCUUUCAUUCCUUUCGAGACUGUAUGCUUUGCGGCCUUGGCAGGUGGCUCUGAAGCAGAUUGGAGGGCGAUUUGGAUCCAGUGUCCUUUCAUAUUUCCUUUUUCUACAGACUCUCUUGAUAUUUAACAUCUUCAUGGGCCUUUGGUGGCUCUUGUUCAUUGUCACCCCACAGACUGUGCAUCCUCCUGGUACCCCAAACACACAUCCUUUCACCAGCCUGGAACUCCUCACUGGAGCUGGUUAUUUCUCCGACACGGUCAUGUAUUAUGGCUAUUACAGCAACUUUACCCUAAAUGAUGGCUGUUCCUCAGGGUACAAUGGGUCUGAGUGUACCAGCGGCAAAGUUUGGCUUCCAUACCACAUGCCUCUAGCUUAUCUGUUUACAGUGGGAGUCGGCUUUCUGAACACUUGCAUUAUUUUGGUGUAUAAAAUGUCCCGUUCCUUUGGUGACAACUUCAGAAUAGGGUACUUCUCCGGAGGUCUGGCAUUAAAAGUUUUCAGUUCUUGGGAUUUCAAAGUGAACAGAAUCCAUUCUGUGCAGCGGCAGCAGGAGAAUAUCAACAUGCAGCUAAAGGAGUUGCUGAGUGAGCACCAGCAGAAUAAGAAUCAACAUGACAUGAGGAAGAGGCUACACCGUGUAUUUGUCCAUGUUUUCUCCUGGGCUUUGUGUGUGGGCAGUUCACUGGGGUCUGCAGUGGGUAUUUACCUCCUUGCAGAAUAUCUGCACAAGGAUCACCGGAUACGGCUGACACAAAGCGGAGAACCAGAAGUAGAGGCAAUGCUGCUGCCACUACCAUUGGUUGUGUCUCUGUGUAAUCUACUGCUACCAUACAUGUACCGUGGCCUGGCGCAGUGGGAGUGUGUGGACUCCCCCAUUCUGGAAGUCUAUCUUGCCAUCUGCAGAAAUCUUAUGCUGAAGAUUGUCAUCCUUGGUGUUUUGUGUUAUCAUUGGUUAGAAAGAAAAGCAAACAGCACGGAGAAUAAGUGCUGGGAAACAUUUGUUGGACAGGAGUUGUAUCGCUUUGUGGUAAUGGAUUUCAUUUUCACUCUGCUGGACUCUCUGUUUGGAGAGCUGCUUUGGAGGAUAAUCCUGCAGAAGAGAAGCAAACAAAAGUGUCGUCUGGAGUUUGACAUUGCUCGAAAUGUGCUAGAGCUGAUUUAUGGCCAGACCCUCUGUUGGCUUGGUGUUCUGUUUUGUCCUCUAAUUUCGGUUGUCCAGACACUGAAACUGCUGCUGCUGUUCUACGUAAAGAAGGCCAGCCUGAUGAUGAACUGUCGCUCCCCAAGAAAGCCCUGGAGAGCAUCACAUAUGAGCACUGCAUUCCUCACACUGCUUUGCUUCCCCUCCUUCCUAGGGGCAUCUGUAUUCCUCUCCUACACAGUAUGGUCAGUGAAGCCCUCAGACUUGUGUGGUCCAUUCCGCUCUCUCAAUACUAUGUAUGAAGCUGGGAAGCUCUAUAUCAAGAAGAUGGAGGUGACAAACCCUGAGCUAGGCUGGGUCAGCUGGAUUUAUCACUACCUUUGGGAGAAUACACUCUUCAUCUACGCAGCAUCCGGAGUCCUUCUGGUUGUGAUCUACUUCCAUAUACAGAUUGUAAAUGGACAAAGAAAAAUCAUAAAAUUACUAAAGGUUCAGAUUGAUAAUGAGGGAGAGGACAAGCGUUUCCUCAUCGAAAAACUCCAUUCUGUUUAUAAGAAUAGGACAAAGCAACCAAAGCCAACUGUGAGAAAGAAGUGAUCUGCACACACAGCAUCGGGAACAAAGCUGCCUGUCUAACUGGAAACUGGAUCUCUGAUGUGUGGCAAAGCCUUGCUCAUCACGUCAGAAGAGAGCGUGCUGCCAAACACUGGACAAUACAAAUUCUAUAAUAGCCACUUUUUAUAUUUUUAUAUUUAUAAUAAACCUACUGUUUAUAUGA